AAAGAAACAAUGAUCCGACCAAAGCAUCACGCCCUUGGGAUAGUGUAAUGCGUCCAAUAACUAUGCUAGAUUCAUUUAUUCUUUUAUUUCCACUGUGAUGGCUUUGUUAGGAGGGAAGGAGCUGGCGUUUUGCCUCCGGAAGAGUUAGAACAUGCUAUGGUAUUUUCUAAAUCUAUGACCUUGGCAAUGGCAAUUGGGUGUCUGUCUGGAUAUCCUUUUUUUUCUGUUAAGGUUGUAGGUGCAAUGUCUGUAGGGACGUUCUGUAUCCUGUGGUUCCCUCAAGCUCUAUGGUCUCACAAACACGUUUUCUAAUCAUUCAUCUGUAUCUCACUAUGCAAUAUGGUGUUUUUUUUAUUAAUGUCCUUGGAAACAGGGGCCGGGGUUAUUCUCUGCAUUGAAAAGGCUUUAGAACAGUCUGGGAUGUCUAGGGAAGAUGUUAAUUACAUUAAUGUACAUGCUACAUCCACACCGGCCGGAGAUCUCAAGGAGUAUAAUGCACUCAUUCAUUGUUUUGGCCAGAAUCCUGAUUUGAGAGUGAACUCUACAAAAUCCAUGAUUGGUCACCUACUGGGAGCAUCUGGUGCUGUAGAAGCUGUUGCAGCAGUACAGGCGAUAAGAACUGGGUGGAUACAUCCAAAUAUUAAUCUGGAAAGCCCAGAUGAGGGCGUGGAUACAAAACUACUGGUGGGUCCAAAGAAAGAGAGACUGGACGUUAAGGUGGCAUUGUCUAACUCAUUUGGGUUCGGUGGCCACAACUCAUCGGUCUUGUUUGCCCCUUACAAGUAGAAACAUAGAUCUCAGUGUGCUACUCCAACCUUUGAUGCAAUCGUACUGCAGGUAUGUUUGCAUACUGCCACCUUUUUAUUAGAAAUAAGAAAGAAUUGUAAUAUGUAA
Malus domestica (apple) is the source of this 894-nucleotide messenger RNA. RefSeq names its product 3-oxoacyl-[acyl-carrier-protein] synthase II, chloroplastic-like. NCBI's taxonomy places the organism in Eukaryota, Viridiplantae, Streptophyta, Magnoliopsida, Rosales, Rosaceae. Gene Ontology annotation, cellular component: mitochondrion; chloroplast stroma. Gene Ontology annotation, molecular function: 3-oxoacyl-[acyl-carrier-protein] synthase activity. The record is from RefSeq and is a predicted model, not a curated record. Gene Ontology annotation, biological process: fatty acid biosynthetic process.